Ceutorhynchus assimilis (cabbage seed weevil) is the source of this 1615-nucleotide messenger RNA. NCBI's taxonomy places the organism in Eukaryota, Metazoa, Arthropoda, Insecta, Coleoptera, Curculionidae. The record is from the annotation of a GenBank genome assembly.
GGUACCCACCCAUGGUACUCAAGACGAAGCGGUCAGUAGUCAUCAUGAAAUCGCGGUUGACGAACCUCGCGCUACACGAAUUCUGUGGGUUUGUUUUCGAAAAUCUUCUCGGCUGUACUGCUUGAUUUCUAUUGAGUCACAAUAAGUUUAUGGAUUAUGUCAUUUAUUUGGUGAUUUGCACAAAACAAUACAAUGACCUCAACUUCUUCAACUUUGGACGGUCUACCUAAACCAUUUGUAGCAGCAAUGAGGACACUUUUCGACAUUAUGGACGACAAACAAACUGGACUUGUUAAUUUUGCUGAUAUUGAAGCUCGUUGGCAAGAUGACGGUUCCAAAGGCCUACCCAAAGGAGUUUUAGAAAGUCUAAGAAAAGUAACUCCUUCCAAUGGUAUGUUGAGUUUUGAGCGCUUUUGCGCUGGCUUAAAAAUAUGUUUGUUGAGGAACCAAGCUGGAAGACCUGAGGAUGCCAAACAAGAAAAUAUAGGCAAUAAGGUACCAAAUCGUCCACCUUCAGCUCCACUUUUAGACUUGGUGGACCCGAAACCCCAAUACACUGCCGCAAUUCGCCCCAACAACCAACAAAACGUUAUUAGAACCUUGAGCAUGCCUCAACUCAAAGACCCCCUUGACCAAAAACCUCCUUUGUACGGUCCCCCAAAGCCUCCCAGAACUGCCAUCGGAGUCAUAGAUCGUCCCAACUUGGACAGGGCGGAAAUACGCACAGCCUUGGCCAACUGGCAAAUGGGACUAAUGACUAAUCAGGAUCAAACAAAGGACGCCAAGCGGGUGGUCAAUGGACAGUACACUGGGUUGUUGAGGACUGGCAGGAGUUUGGGCGAUGGGAAAGCUGCGGUUCAGACUGAGAAUCAAUAUCAGAAGAAGGCUAAUGCUAAAAGGCGCGAGCCUAGAAGACACACUUUGCAGAACGGGAUUGAUUAUAAUAUGUUGAAGAGGAUGAAGCAGAUUGAACAAGAAAAAGAGGUAUUGAUGACUGGAUUGAGCGCAGUGGAAAAGGCCAGAGACUGGUACCUGAAACAGGUGGCGGGGGUGCAAGAAAAAAUGAAGUAUCUGGGACGCAUGGGGCAUGUGGAAACAUGGUCAGAAUCCCAACAAGAACGUCUAGAACUUCAAAGGGCUCGCGUCUUCGAAGUAAACAGACAUUUGGCCGCCCUUACACAAAGCUGGGAACGAGGAGGUUUGCCUUUACACAUGAAUUUAGCCGUCCACCAUUAUCCACCACCUCAAGACUUGACCGACAGAUUGAAACAACAAAACAGGAUGCUAUCUGAAGAAAUGAACAAAAAGAACGACAGGAUUGCAAGUCUUGAACGUGAAAAGGCCAGUUUGAUACAAGUCUUACAAAUACGAUCUCAGCCAACUAGGAAUAGUGGUAACGAAGAAGCGGUAUUUUGAGUUGCAGGCUUGAAAUUUGAAUUUUAAAAAACGAAAUUUAUAUUUGAGAAUUUACAGUUGUAUUAUUUUUGUGCCAUUAUGUUUUUUUUUUUUUGUAUCUGUGCAAUUAUUAUAAAAGAGAAAUUUUAUUAUAAUAUAGUUUUUGGAAAAAUUUGAUUUUUCUAAUAAUCUGAAGAAUCUUAUGUCGUUCUGAUCCUAA